ACAAUUGAUUUUACAAGUUGCAUAUUAUAGAUUAGAUUGAGAACAAUAAUUAUUGUUCUCUCAAUUUGAAGGCUUAUAGCGUAGUAUGUAUAGACAAUUGAAUUGAAGACAACAGAUAUGAAGCUGUUACUAGUUUUAGUUUUAACUUUUAUACUAAGUACUCAUUGUCAACAGAAUCUGGGGCAAUUUCAAGGGAGAUCCUGUACAAGUCCAAAUGAUUCUGGAAACAUAAGACUGGUUCCUCUUCUGAGUGCUGGUGCUAUUCAGAUUUGCUUUAAUUCACAGGAAUCUGGUAUCUUCUGGUCGUAUGUUAACAGUGAGUUGAGUGAAACAGCAGCUCAAGUGUCAUGCAAGCAACUGGGAUUCUUGAACGCACGAGCCAAACCAACAAGUCUAAUGGUUGAAGGUGAUCAUUGGACAAUCACAACUCCAGCAAUGUGUGAUGGCAAUGAAAACCGAUUAGGCGAGUGUUGGGACAGAAUUACGACAAGAAGGGGAAUGGAACCAGUAGCUGGAUUGAUAUGUGGUUGUAUGGAGGGAGAGAUACGAUUGGUCGCUGGAUCAACACACAGGGAGGGUCGAAUAGAGCUCUGUAGUAAUGGUAGCUGGGGAACAGUGUGUGGUGAUGGAUGGACAGAGAGAGAAGCUGCUCUAGUGUGUAGUAGACUCGGGUAUCCGACACUAAACGCUACUCUCCACUAUUUUGAAGGUGGUAUAGGGCCAGUAUAUAAUGUGAGCUGCCAAAUGCCUGAAACAGACACCAGUGACUGCAACCUCAUAAUAACUCCAUCAUCAUGCCACCACUCAAUGGAUGUUGGAGUGAAGUGUCUUCCUUUCACUGAUGCUUGUGCAGUUUCUGUCAAUGAGAUGUCUACAAGCAACAGGCAACCACCGACAACUACCGAGACCCCACAACCAAGUGAUGGAGCUACCACAGAGAGCAGUAUCACCCAGAGCACAGCCGUGAGUACUAGUGGGACAUUAGGAGCACUCAUUGGUCUAUUAGCAGCUGCUCUAGUGGUGGUUGUCACUGGAUGGAUUGUGUCGUGUGCUUACUUUCAGAGGAAAAUAAACAAAGACCACACCCACUCUACACCCGUCUCUACACACAACCACACCAUCCAACACACACCACAAGAUGAGACAUUGUAUGACACAAUCAAUGACACAGCUACUAACCUGGAGCACAAUGAUACUGUGAAGUGCGUUCAAAAUGAAAGCUAUUCACUUGUCGGACAAAGGAACAUGGACACACAAAACUGUGUUGGGUAGUUAGCUUUGUAACAGAUAGUUUACUUAAAUAGCUAGAAUCUACAUGCAUUAAGAACUCAAAAAUUAGAUUUGAGUUUAUGGGAUAUAUAUUUAUGUAUUGAUG
Molecule: messenger RNA, 1375 nt
Organism: Halichondria panicea
Lineage: Eukaryota; Metazoa; Porifera; Demospongiae; Suberitida; Halichondriidae
Product: neurotrypsin-like
Exons: 6
Coding region: 118-1272 (384 amino acids)
Cellular component (GO): membrane
Source: RefSeq, a predicted model, not a curated record